This is a messenger RNA of Botrytis fragariae, 885 nucleotides long. RefSeq lists its product as uncharacterized. Bases 1 to 885 code for a protein of 294 amino acids. NCBI's taxonomy places the organism in Eukaryota, Fungi, Ascomycota, Leotiomycetes, Helotiales, Sclerotiniaceae. The transcript has 2 exons. The record is from RefSeq and is a predicted model, not a curated record.
AUGUUCGUACCACAGUGGCCGAGUAGGAAGCGCGAAAGAGAUGAUGAGGAUGAACUAAGUACUUCAGGUUUUGGGGCUCACAGAACUAAACGUCAUCUAGCGAACCUACCGCAUCGAUCUUUACCACAUGCCAAACGUCAGAUUGCACCCGCUUUUGCGCUCAAUCAUUACACACCAGCACCUCCCACAAUCACUCCCGCAGACUCAAACUCGGAGAGAACUCCCGCCAUUGCAGAGCCGACGAAUUCUCACUAUUCAUGGACCUCAUCGCCGCUAAUAACGGCCACACAACCGCAUGAUGACGAACAAAUGAACAACAGCGAAACCUCAUUUUCAAGUCAAAUGUCGGAAGGGCCAACUUAUUCGGAUGAUUUCGAUAUGACCGAUAGUGGCAUGCAUCUAGCUCCCGGUCCGUUCCAGCCAGAUUCCUCUCUUAGCUUAGCCAACCGAAUUCCUACCCCAAUUCAUAGUUCCUUCUCAGCUUAUCCCCGACUUGAUAAACCACUCCACUCCAUUCUCUCCGAACCAAAUCUCACCGAUGACGCAUUCAUCGAUCGCUUUCGUCGCGGUCGACGCCUACCCAGCCCCAUUAGCGAAGGCGAAAUGAGCCCUAGUGUCAUUGUCAACGGCAUCAACGAUAUGCAAAUGGAAGUUGAACCCUCUUUUCCCUCUCCCGAAUUUGAGAAAGAAACUCCGACUCCGCACAAGAAAGGCCAUACUCGUUCAAAACAUAGUUUGCGGAACUGGAAUGGAUCCACUGGGGAGCUCAUGGGAAAUUUAGACGGUGUGGGGACAAAGAAGAGCUUCAGUAUGGGGUAUAGGGCGGAUUGUGACAAGUGUCGGAACAAAGUUCCGGGACACUUUAGUCACAUUAUUACGUAUUGA